AUGUGUAAACCUAUAGUUACUCUCUCUUGGCCUCUCCCUCUCGUCCUGGUCGUCCUCUAUCUCCGUCUCGUGCUGUUCUCGCUGUGGACCUCUCUUUUGGCCUCUCCCCCUCGUCCUGGUCGUCCUCUAUCUCCACCUCGUGCUGUUCUCGCUGUGGACCUCUCUCUUGGCCUCCCCCCCUCGUCCUGGUCGUUCUCUAUCUCCGUCUCGUGCUGUUCUCGCUGUGGACCUCUCUUGGCCUCUCCCCCUCGUCCUGGUCGUUCUCUAUCUCCGUCUCGUGCUGUUCUCGCUGUGGACCUCUCUCUUGGCCUCUCCCCCUCGUCCUGGUCGUUCUCUAUCUCCGUCUCGUGCUGUUCUCGCUGUGGACCUCUCUUGGCCUCUCCCCCUCGUCCUGGUCGUUCUCUAUCUCCGUCUCGUGCUGUUCUCGCUGUGGACCUCUCUCUUGGCCUCUCCCCCUCGUCCUGGUCGUUUCUCUAUCUCUGCCUCGUGCUGUUCUCGCUGUGGACCUCUCUCUUGGCCUCCCCCCCUCGUCCUGGUCGUUUCUCUAUCUCCGUCUCGUGCUGUUCUCGCUGUGGACCUCUCUUGGCCUCUCCCCCUCGUCCUGGUCGUUCUCUAUCUCCACCUCGUGCUGUUCUCGCUGUGGACCUCUCUUGGCCUCCCCCCCUCGUCCUGGUCGUUUCUCUAUCUCCGUCUCGUGCUGUUCUCGCUGUGGACCUCUCUCUUGGCCUCCCCCCCUCGUCCUGGUCGUUUCUCUAUCUCCGUCUCGUGCUGUUCUCGCUGUGGACCUCUCUUGGCCUCUCCCCCCUCGUCGUCGGUGACCUGGCUCGUCUGGUCGUUCUCUAUCUCCACCUCGUGCUGUUCUCGCUGUGGACCUCUCUUGGCCUCCCCCCCUCGUCCUGGUCGUUCUCUAUCUCCCUCGUCUCGUGCUGUUCUGCUGUGGACUCUCUCUUGGCCUCCCCCCCUCGUCCUGGUCGUUCUCUAUCUCCGUCUCGUGCUGUUCUCGCUGUGGACCUCUCUCUUGGCCUCCCCCCCUCGUCCUGGUCGUUCUCUAUCUCCGUCUCGUGCUGUUCUCGCUGUGGACCUCUCUCUUGGGUCCUCCCCCUCGUCGUCCUGGUCCCCCCCGUUGGUCUCUAUCUCCGUCUCGUGCUGUUCUCGCUGUGGACCUCUCUCUUGGCCUCUCCCCCUCGUCCUGGUCGUUUCUCUAUCUCUGCCUCGUGCUGUUCUCGCUGUGGACCUCUCUUGGCCUCUCCCCCUCGUCCUGGUCGUUCUCUAUCUCUGUCUCGUGCUGUUCUCGCUGUGGACCUCUCUCUUGGCCUCUCCCCCUCGUCCUGGUCGUUUCUCUAUCUCUGCCUCGUGCUGUUCUCGCUGUGGACCUCUCUCUUGGCCUCCCCCCCUCGUCCUGGUCGUUCUCUAUCUCCACCUCGUGCUGUUCUCGCUGUGGACCUCUCUUGGCCUCCCCCCCUCGUCCUGGUCGUUCUCUAUCUCCGUCUCGUGCUGUUCUCGCUGUGGACCUCUCUUGGUCUCUCCCCCUCGUCCUGGUCGUUUCUCUAUCUCCGCCUCGUCCUGUUCUCGCUGUGGACCUCUCUUGGCCUCUCCCCCUCGUCCUGGUCGUUCUCUAUCUCCACCUCGUCCUGUUCUCGCUGUGGACCUCUCUUUUGGCCUCUCCCCCUCGUCCUGGUCGUUCUCUAUCUCCGCCUCGUGCUGUUCUCGCUGUGGACCUCUCUUUUGGCCUCUCCCCCUUGUCCUGGUCGUUCUCUAUCUCUGUCUCGUGCUGUUCUUGCUGUGGACCUCUCUUGGCCUCUCCCCCUCGUCCUGGUCGUUCUCUAUCUCCGUCUCGUGCUGUUCUCGCUGUGGACCUCUCUUGGUCUCUCCCCCUCGUCCUGGUCGUUCUCUAUCUCCGUCUCGUGCUGUUCUCGCUGUGGACCUCUCUCUUGGCCUCUCCCCCUCGUCCUGGUCGUUUCUCUAUCUCCGUCUCGUGCUGUUCUCGCUGUGGACCUCUCUUUUGGCCUCUCCCCCUCGUCCUGGUCGUUCUCUAUCUCUGUCUCGUGCUGUUCUUGCUGUGGACCUCUCUUUGGCCUCUCCCCCUCGUCCUGGUCGUUCUCUAUCUCCGUCUCGUGCUGUUCUCGCUGUGGACCUCUCUUGGUCUCUCCCCCUCGUCCUGGUCGUUCUCUAUCUCCGUCUCGUGCUGUUCUCGCUGUGGACCUCUCUCUUGGCCUCUCCCCCUCGUCCUGGUCGUUUCUCUAUCUCCGUCUCGUGCUGUUCUCGCUGUGGACCUCUCUUGGCCUCUCCCCCUCGUCCUGGUCGUUCUCUAUCUCCACCUCGUGCUGUUCUCGCUGUGGACCUCUCUCUUGGCCUCUCCCCCUCGUCCUGGUCGUUCUCUAUCUCCACCUCGUGCUGUUCUCGCUGUGGACCUCUCUUGGCCUCUCCUCCUCGUCCUGGUCGUUCUCUAUCUCCGCCUCGUGCUGUUCUCGCUGUGGACCUCUCUUGGUCUCUCAUCCUCGUCCUGGUCGUUCUCUAUCUCCACCUUGUGCUGUUCUCGCUGUGGACCUCUCUUGGCCUCUCCCUCUCGUCCUGGUCGUUCUCUAUCUCCGCCUCGUGCUGUUCUCGCUGUGGACCUCUCUCUUGGCCUCUCCCCCUCGUCCUGGUCGUUCUCUAUCUCCACCUUGUGCUGUUCUCGCUGUGGACCUCUCUUGGCCUCUCCCCCUUGUCCUGGUCGUUCUCUAUAUCCGCCUCGUGCUGUUCUCGCUGUGGACCUCUCUUGGUCUCUCAUCCUCGUCCUGGUCGUUCUCUAUCUCCGCCUCGUGCUGUUCUCGCUGUGGACCUCUCUCUUGGCCUCUCCCCCUCGUCCUGGUCGUUCUCUAUCUCCGCCUCGUGCUGUUCUCGCUGUGGACCUCUCUUGGCCUCUCCCCCUCGUCCUGGUCGUUUCUCUAUCUCCACCUCGUGCUGUUCUCGCUGAGUGACAUUACUGCGAAGACCACGGAGCGUAGUGUAAAUGUACGAAGUCACAUAGUGCAUCAGCGUUUCAUUUUCCAUGUCAUUUAA
This is a messenger RNA of Knipowitschia caucasica, 3042 nucleotides long. The record is from the annotation of a GenBank genome assembly. NCBI's taxonomy places the organism in Eukaryota, Metazoa, Chordata, Actinopteri, Gobiiformes, Gobiidae.